Molecule: messenger RNA, 648 nt
Organism: Monoraphidium neglectum
Lineage: Eukaryota; Viridiplantae; Chlorophyta; Chlorophyceae; Sphaeropleales; Selenastraceae
Exons: 5
Coding region: 1-648 (215 amino acids)
Biological process (GO): proteasome-mediated ubiquitin-dependent protein catabolic process
Molecular function (GO): endopeptidase inhibitor activity; proteasome binding
Source: RefSeq, a predicted model, not a curated record
AUGAAAGCAUACGCAUCGACGGUACUAGCCGUCGUGCGGGCUGGGGCCCAGUCGUUCAGGGGCGCGGAGGAUGCUGUCAUGUACGCUGUGCACGCAGCGCUCCUGGCCAGCGGCCAUGCCUUGGUCGGCGUCGGCGACUCUGCCAAGCUUGAAGGUGCCCAGAGCGACGCCCCAGAGGUCCAAGAUAGCGGCUGGAACGCCGCCGACGACCGCUACACUCUGCUGUACCGCUCCGAACCGGCCGCCCACACGCGCGCGCGGCUGCUGCUGCUGAAAGGCCUGGUCAUGGGCGGCGGCGCGCUGGUGGUGACGCUGGCAGCGUCGCGGCCCGAGGGGGUGGAGCCUGCUGUGAUGGAGUUGGAUGCAAGGAAGUACUACGAUCCAGAGGGGGGCCCCGCGGCGGCGCAGCGGUAUAGGAAUCUGGAGGAACUCUGCUCCGUCGUGGAAGCCGCCCUGCCGCCCCUGGAAGGCGGCGCCGCCGCCGGCCGCCUCGCCAGACAGGCGGCCGCCCAGGCGAGCGCCGCCGACGAUGCUGGGCGCAACGAGAAGCGCGCGCCGGAGGCGUCGGAGGGGCGCGGCGCCGGCGCCGGCGCGGAGGGGCGGGCGGGGGAGCGGCGGGGGGAGGACCCGCUGCGGCUGCAUGGCUAG